AAACCUCCGUUUUCAAAUUUCUCCGGCGUGGCGUGGACAGGGCCUGAAACAUACAACCGCACGUGCAACUUUUACACACUUGUUUGGUAUGCCGAACAUCUCGGAGAAUGCAUGACACAGCCAACGCAAAGGUUAUCGGUGUUCCUGACUCCCGAUUGGGAGAAGAAGUUUGCGCAUGGAUCAAAUUGCAUGCUGGUGAAUCAGCUACACAGCAGGAAAUCAAAGAGUUCUGUAAAGGGCAGAUUGCUCAUUUUAAGAUUCCUCGUUAUAUCAAGUUCACUGAUGAAUUUCCCCUCACUGUAACAGGAAAGGUUAAGAAGUUUGUGAUGAGAGAGAUAACAAAAGAAGAGCUGGACCUCUGAACAAGGACAAUCGGAGUCGUCGAGAAACUCGAGAAUUGUACAGAGCCGCAUAGGGGAUCAUUUGCGGCGCUCUACAGGAUCAAUCGAUGUUCUCCUUCUUCAUGAUGGCUGGACCACGCUACACACACUUCAGUAUAUAUAUUUGGAACGUUUUAAUUAUAGUCGUUUCACUGUUCGAGUCACUGCUUGGCUAAUUUCGUCGCCUUGAAUAUGGAUCACAAAAAAAAUAUAAAUAAAUUCUCUCCUAAUCCCUAUACCCUUGGGUAACAUGAAAUUUUUACCCUUCUGUGUAUUUUGAUUUGGAUUUUGCAUGGCUUGAAUACAUGAACAGUUUGGAUAAACUGUCGGAUAAAUUUACACUUAGAAGGAACGUAAAAGCCCCUUGAAGAUACUUUUAUUAUUUUAUUACAACGCGUGAAGAGCAGUUUGUAAUAAUAAAAGAAUAAAUGAAAAAUGAUUGCGGUACAUGUAUACGACUUCAUGUAUUAUUAUUUCGUCAACAGAGCACCUCUCGCAAAAUGUCCUGGAUUUAAUUUGAAAAAACCAAAUAAACUCCAGAAACGUAGUUAAAGUUUGUAUGUUUGUAUGUUUGGUUGUUUUUUGUGUUUUGUUUUGUUUUGUUUUUUUUCUUGCAUUCUCCAAAGUCCUGCUUUGGACACCUCCUGGCCCUCCAAUGUUGUUGUUGUUGUUGUUGUUGUUGUUGUUGUUGUUGUUGUUGUUGUUGUUGUUUUUGAGGUGAGGUGGGGUGGGAUGGCGUGGGUUGGGGGAAGAUGGCUUGGCAAUGAGGGGAAAGUUUCGUUGAAAGUGUAGGGUUAGUUUGUUCGGAGGAUGAAAGAGAGUCCAUGAAAAUAAAUCGGAAUAGACUGACCAUUGGUCACGGUUUCAAGAAAAAAGUUGAAAAAUUGGAGUGAGUAAACCGAUACAAAGAGAACAGUCUGAUGCAUUAAAACCAACAUCGCUCAUGGCACACGGAAGAGAAGAAAGUAUACGAGGUAAGUGUAGGCGCCAGAAUUUGUGACAUUUGUUCUUGCUUCUUGCUUCGUGUUUGGUGUUAAGUUUUGCGUAAUUAGUUUCUUUUGUUUUGUGCCCUUUUUGUAUAUGUCAUGUUCAUUUGCAUACUCUAUAAGUUCGGUUUGCGUGUAAUUUAUUUCAGUCAGUAGCGUCAUUGGGUACUACGAGCGUCUCUGAUUUUCGGUUCGUCUUUGGUUUUUCACAUUCGUCUUGUAAGUUUCUUCGUUUAUUUCGCUUUGCCGCUUUUCUGCAUUCUUCAUGUUCGGUGGUUGUUAGUUAUUUUAUGUUCAUUCCCGUGUUUGUAAUUUGUUAUUUUCAGUUACCGUGUUUCGAUCAUUGGGGAAAUAAAUUUCUAUGUAACGGAAGAUCCGAAACGAGUUAAAAGCGUGUGCGACUUUAGUAAGGAUUUCAAUUUUAUUGUAACUUCAGUGAAAAACGGAGUAAUUUUUCAGAGUUUUUGAAUUUCAAAUCCUUACAAUUUCCCAAAGAGUUCCACCUUUGACACCUUUGGCCCUUGGGAAGGAAAUAGCGAUUUUAUUCCGCAAAGGUUGCCAAGCGCUUAAAAUGGCGACGCUUUCCACAAGAAGCCAAACGUGUUUGGGCUCUGCUCUAAAGCGCAGCAAUCUGGGAAUGUUUGGUCGAGGUAUCCAAAGAGUUUUAAGGCCCACAUGUGUAAUUAGGCGAAGAAGGGUGCGAUAUUCAUCCACAAGCUCUCAGGAGAAGCUCCAAUUCAGUUACUGUCAAGGGCUGUCUACAAAACGAUUUAUCGGUGGAACUAUUGGACAACAAUUUGAUAAAACUGUUGAGAAAUUCCCAAACCAUGAGGCAUAUGUCUUCUGUGAAGACAAUCACAGAGCAACAUUUGCUGAAUUCCAGGAAGAGGUGGAUGAUCUUGCUGCAGGACUUCUUGCCAUGGGCUUAACAAGAGGUGACCGUGUGGGGAUGUGGGGUCCCAAUAUGAGAGAAUGGGUCAUCACUCAGUUUGCCGCAGCCAAAGCUGGAUUGAUACUGGUCAAUAUAAAUCCUGCCUAUCAAGUUCCAGAAGUGGAAUAUGCCCUGAAAAAGGUUGGUUGUAAAGCACUCAUCAUGGCUGACCAGUUCAAAAUACAGGAUUACUACAACAUGAUAACUAACAUUAUUCAAGAGCUGCCGCAUUCAAAACCAGGAGAUCUCUUCAAUGAAAGAGUUCCAGAUCUGAAGUUGGUAGUGGUGGCUGCUAGGAAUCAUGAGCAAAAUUUUAGUGGUGCAAUCAUGUUUCAAGAGUUAAUGCAGACAGGAGGGGCCAAAGAGAGAAGACAGUUACAAAAACUACAGAGAGAACUUCAAAGUGACGAUCCAAUCAACAUUCAGUUUACUUCAGGAACAACUGGAAAUCCAAAAGGAGCUACACUGUCCCAUCAUGGAAUUCUAAACAAUGCAUAUUUUGUUGGAGAGGUUUUAAAUUAUGACCAGGAUUCCAGAAUAUGUAUCCCUGUUCCACUUUAUCACAGUUUUGGGAUGACACUUGGAAGUUUAAUGAGUAUUAUCCAUGGAACAACAUCCGUUUAUCCAUCACGAGGGUUUGACCCAGGAGCUGUUCUGACAGCUAUUCAACAGGAAAAGUGUACUUCACUGUACGGUACGCCGACAAUGUUUAUUGAUGUUUUAAAUCACCCUGCUUUAGACAAGUUUGAUGUCAGCAGUCUACAUACAGGUAUUAUGGGUGGUUCACCGUGUCCAAUUGAGGUGAUGAAGCAAGUGAUGACAAAACUGCACAUGCCUCAAGUAACGAUCUGUUAUGGUUUAACCGAAACAAGUCCGAUCACCAAUCAGACACUCAUGGAUGACCCAAUAGAUCUGCGAGUUUCAACCACAGGACGAGUCCACCCCAAUAAUGAGGCGAAAAUCGUGGAUAGUCACGGUCGUGUUGUACCCAUCAACACUGCCGGGGAGAUUUGCUUUCGAGGAUACAACGUCAUGCUGGGAUACUGGGAAGAUAAGGAAAAGACUGACGCCUGCAUUGAUCCCAGCGGUUGGUUACGCACCGGGGAUAUAGCGACAAUGGACGAGAACGGAUAUGUGAAGAUCAUUGGGAGAAUAAAGGAUCUAAUCAUUCGCGGAGGAGAAAACAUUUAUCCAACAGAAGUGGAACAAUUCCUGUACAAGCAUCCCAAGAUACAAGAUGUACAGGUUAUCGGUGUUCCUGAUCCUCGAUUAGGAGAAGAAGUUUGUGCGUGGAUCAAAUUACACUCAGGUGAAUCAGCGACACCGGAGGAAAUCAAAGAGUUCUGUGAAGGACAGAUUGCUCAUUUUAAAAUUCCUCGUUAUAUUAAGUUCACUGAUGAAUUUCCUCUCACUGUGACUGGAAAGGUGAAGAAGUUUGUCAUGAGAGAGAAAACGAAGCAAGAACUGAAUCUUUAAGGAAGAACAAAGGGCUUCCCCGAUUAUUCGUUUUAGUACACAACUAAAACGAUGAUUUUACUCUUAACGAUAGCUGGACCACGAUACACAUUCCCAUAGUACCUGGAAUGUAGAUGCCGCCUGAAUCACAAGGGAGGGGUGGGACAGGACUACGAGGUCUGGUCACGUGUCAAGGCAUUGUUCUCCACCCAUACAUCACCCCACAAGCGGAGAUGAAACCUUUCCUAUAUCAAGAAUUUAUAUGAAUGACAGUCCACGAAAUUCAUUUUAAACUGUACAUAUUUUAUUAAUUAAUAAAAUGAACAAUGAAAUCUUUUUUCGUAAGUGAGGAAACUGUUUGGAGGACUAUUUUAAAAAGAGCUAUCUACCAUGAAAUUUUUACUUUGUACAAAACCAAAUGUAAUCUAGUUCACAAUUUAUAAUAUAUUGUUUGAGGGGAUAAUCCACGCCUUGUUGAUGAUAUAUUAAAACGAUUUCACCUUCC
Orbicella faveolata is the source of this 4257-nucleotide messenger RNA. Its product is annotated as medium-chain acyl-CoA ligase ACSF2, mitochondrial-like. The record is from RefSeq and is a predicted model, not a curated record. NCBI's taxonomy places the organism in Eukaryota, Metazoa, Cnidaria, Anthozoa, Scleractinia, Merulinidae. Gene Ontology annotation, molecular function: medium-chain fatty acid-CoA ligase activity. Gene Ontology annotation, biological process: fatty acid metabolic process.